Messenger RNA from Aspergillus costaricaensis CBS 115574, 1853 nucleotides. Its product is annotated as oxidoreductase, short-chain dehydrogenase/reductase family. NCBI's taxonomy places the organism in Eukaryota, Fungi, Ascomycota, Eurotiomycetes, Eurotiales, Aspergillaceae. The transcript has 3 exons. The record is from RefSeq and is a predicted model, not a curated record. Bases 1 to 1416 code for a protein of 471 amino acids.
AUGCCUGGCGUGGCCAUUACCAUGGAUGUCUGGUCCUCGGGCCAUGGAUCUAUACACCAACAAGCCGCUAUGAACUCAAUCUCGACAUCAUCAAUUCCCCCCGGUCUCGACCCUGACCCUCUACAGUUAUCUACCACGAGUCCGGCCAUGUGCCAGCCCGCAUUUCCAGGAACAUUGUCCCUCCACCACUAUCGCAAACAACUCUCCGACAGCGACGCCUUUGCCUUUGACAGUCCAGAGGGACACAUCUUGAAGCGCAAGAACGCUGCUAUACACCUCAAUCAGACCCCGAUGUAUCCGCAUCAUUCCGCGCAUCCGUUCUCCGUGUCGUCCGCGGCAUCGAGUCCUCCCCCGUUAUCCCCGUCUUACUCGCCGAGCGCGAUGAGUGAGCAGGGACCAGAGAGUCUCCGGGGGUUUGCUUUGUCGCCAAAUGUAGAAUUACAUUCGUCGGACAGCCCGAUAUACUCUAGAUCGAACCCCCACAGACUACUGGACACAUUUCGUGACAGAUUGGAGAAAUACCCGGAUUCAAAUCCAGACCAGGAAGGGUCCUUUCAUAAGCACACCCGGACCCGCUCGGACUCAAUCCUAUUCAACAUGAAAAAUCGGACUGCAACCGUUAUUGAUCAUGGCACAUCAUUCGAGAUCGUCAAUCCUCAUGAAUCCCUCAACUUUGCUCGAAUAGUCUCAUUUAUCGAGGAUGUCGAUGCUUAUUCAGCUCGCGACUCGACCGGCCACCACCGGGAAUCUUACAUAGAGACGACUGAAGAGCGGCUGACGAUAUCUGAAGAAGAUUACCUUCGGGCCAUUGCACCGUUGAGCCCAGCGCCAGAAGAAGAUGAACAGAAAGUCCACGAAGAGCUCGUGGGCGAUACUCCGCACCAGCCCAUACCAUCCAUCUCCGAGCGCCUACAGAACAAGGACUCCGAAGACAUGGAAUCACGGUAUUCACGAUCCUCAAACUACACACAACGUCGGCCGCCGCCAUUGCGACCGAGGGCUUGGACCGAUGAAAGCGAUCUGGGGGAGCCGGGCUCCCCCAUCCACGAAGACGGUGAUUACCCGUCGCCAAUGUCAUAUGCGCGUCCAUCGACGGCUCCGUUUCCAAGUGACGGACAAAUGUACCCAGCAUCGCCAGUCUCACCCCUAGCAGGGUACUACGACAUGAACCUCUGGCAAGGAGGUUCUGCCAUCCAAGACGGACCUGGCAUACCCCAUCCGCUAUACUCGAACCCUCCGUCCCCCUACGCCAGCCCAUCACCGUUCCCCUCGCCACACCAGACGCAAAAAAUCCACAUCCACCACAACAUAUCCAAACGCUCGCUCGAGAAACGCAAAAAGAACAACAAGGCCAAUGCGGGGCCACUAAACCCGUUUAAACGGCUAUACAGCAUGUUUCGAAAGAAACGGCAGUAACCCAUCGGAAAACCGCCCGCUUCUGCAGCAACACUCAUUUCAAUACCCUCACCGCUCCUUCAGCUCCAUCUGUCUUUUCUGAUUUAUUGCCCCCGCAGUAACUUCAGCUCUACUUGAUACUUUCGGCACCGCCACUUUCUCUCUUAUAUGCUGCGGAUCUGCUGCUCGCCUGCUUACCUGCCGUCUGGUCUGCAUGUGCAUAUGCAGCAUCCGUACAUGCAGAUAUGCAGCCAUGAUUUCCUCAAUUGCCCCAUUUUAUUGAUUGACCGACUGAUUGAUUGAUCCAUCGAUUCUUUAUGAGCCACACGUACCCUUCCCGUCUACCCUCCCCAUUGCUCUCCACUGUGGUUUCCAUCUCCGGGAUGUUUUUCCUUUGACAGGAAUCCCGCGUACUAAAGUUAUCCUUUUUCCAUUGUUGAUAUUGAAGACUGGGUUUC